Molecule: messenger RNA, 1032 nt
Organism: Anopheles bellator
Lineage: Eukaryota; Metazoa; Arthropoda; Insecta; Diptera; Culicidae
Product: UDP-glucosyltransferase 2-like
Exons: 2
Molecular function (GO): UDP-glycosyltransferase activity
Source: RefSeq, a predicted model, not a curated record
AAUAUACUGUACAUUAAUACCGUCACUUCGCCGAGCCAUUUCGGAUGGAACCGUGCCCUUGUUUACGCCCUUGCCGACCGAGGCCAUAAUCUUACCGUGUUCGGUGUGGACGCCGAGGACGAUCCACCGGCGAACGUGACCUUCAUUCUGCUGGAGAAUGUGUACCAACUGUUGUACAGCGAUCCGGACAUGAGUAUAGAUUUCUUCGAGAUGGCAAAAAUGAACGUAUUCGCGAUGCUGAAAUUGUUCGUGGAGUUUAUGCCGAUUGUGUGUGACAUGGUGCUGCGUUCCGAGGGGGCGAAACGGCUCUACGACUAUCCGGUGGACUUUGGGUUCGAUCUGAUCAUAAACGAUUACCUUAGUGGACCGUGUUUGUCGGCCCUUGCCCAUCACCGAUUCGGGCAACCACCGGUAGUAGCAGUGACCGCAUACCAUGGCGUUUCGACCACCCUUUCCAUGACCGGGGCCUAUCAGUAUUCAGCCCUUAUUCCGAACCACGUGCUCGACACGAUGGAGCAGAUGAGCUACCGUGAACGGUUUGUCAAUCUAUUGGCCAACAUGUGGGAAGAAGUGUUGCAGCGCUGGGAUAUGAUUCCCAAGGCGAACCAGCUGCUUCGGCGCUACGAACCAUCUUUGCCGGACGUUGGGGAGUUCCUUCGACAAACGAAACUUGUGUUGCUAAACGCGAACCCGAUUAUCCAGUUCACCGAACCACUGAUGCCGAACAUCAUUCCGGUCGGUGGUCUGCAGAUCGUCAAACCAAAGCCACUGCCGGAAGAUCUUGCAACGCUGCUAGACCGAUCGGGCCCUGGCGGUGUUGUGCUGUUCUCGCUCGGGACGAAUGUGCGCAGCGAUCAGCUGGGCGUAGUGCGUAUCAACGGAAUCCUGGAUGCGAUGCAGGGCCUGCCCGAGUACACGUUCCUGUGGAAGUUCGAGUCAGACGCGAUGCCCCGGGCGUUGCCAGCGAAUGUGCACGUGCGUCCGUGGCUACCACAGAAUGCCCUAUUGGCACACCCGAAGCUGCGACUGUUU